UGCCAGUGAGUUCUGUGGAACUGGGACUUGCCAAUUGCUCUCUGUAUAAAGAGAAGAGGCAGAGACGGUGAAAGACAGAGAGAGGGAGAUGCAGCGGACAAAUCUCUCUCUUGCUGCUUCUCAGAGAUAAAUCAGCAGCACUGAGGGGGGCUGAAGCCAUGGGGUUCGCAAAUAUCAUCCUGCACCUCUGGGCCUGGAUAUUCAUGCUAUGGAGUGUUGCUAAUAUCUCCAUCGCAGUGUCAUCUGUAGAAAUUCCAGAUCCCUCUUGCUCAGGCCCCCAAGGGACAGAAUUUAUCACAGUCUUCAUGCAGAAUCACUUGCCAAGUUAUGGCGGUAAAGACUUCAGGUUGUUCAUCACUGGCUACACCCCUGGGACGUUCGUCACCAUUUCCGUGAACAAAGCAGGUGUUAGAUUCAAUGUCAGGGCAAAUCUGGGAAAGACAACAUGGAUACAAAUCCCAGAAUUCGUGGAGAUGGCAGGAAGCAACAUAUUUGACCGCACGGUCAUUGUCCAGGCUGACCAUGAGAUCGCCAUCCUUGCUCUGAACUAUAAGACCUAUACGGCUGAUACCACUGUAGUGUACCCUGUGGAGAAGCUCGGGACAGAGUACUAUGUGGUGACUCCACUGGGGAAUCCAGAUGGUCUUGAUAAACAAUUUGCUGUAGUAGCCUGGAAGUAUCCCACCAUUGUUGAAGUUUACCUCAAAGGGGCUGUCACUUUCCAAGGAGAAACCUACAGACCAGGGACAAAACUGGUCAUCUCACUUGGAGCUUACCAGGCCGUCCAGCUGCAAAGCCGUGAUGACUUAUCCGGCACCAGGAUCGUGUCCCAGAAUCCUGUGGCCGUCUAUAGUGGACAUGUAUGUGUUGCAAAGCACACCAAAUGUGACUAUGUGAGUGAGCAGCUCCUGCCGGUGUCUGGCUGGGGCACCACAUUCAUCGUACCUCCUUUAUCCUUCCAGCCCAAAUUUGACCUGGUGUAUGUGGCUGCUUCCCAACACACUCACAUUGAUUAUCAGUCUGGGAGGUUGAGUGCCAGAAGGAACCUGGUUGCUGGGCAGGUUGUGACAUUUGAAAUUGAAAUGUCUAAACCCUUGUACAUCUCUGCUAGUGCUGGGAUCCAAGUUGCCUUCUUCUGCACUGGUGGGAGCAAAGGGAAAAUCGUGUACGAUCCCUUCUUCCUGAUGAUCCCAGAUGUCUCUGGCUACUGCCAGACCUAUAACAUCCAUGGACAGGACCUGUUUGAGAACUAUGCUGUGAUUGUAGCCAAGACGGCCGAGACUGCUGAUGUUACUAUUGAUGCGGAACCACUACGUAUUACUCAGUGGAGGCCUAUUCCAGGCACAGCAUAUUCUUGGACUACAUACAACUUGAGAAGUGGGUUUAGCAACCACACCAUAGAGAACCCUAGCUCCCCAUUUGGUGUCCUGAGUGUUGGGAUUAAAGACAAGGCUGGGUAUGGCUCCACAGCUAUUGGUAGCAUUUCUGGUGCUGCCCCUACUGUUCAACCUCCAUAUCUUCCCAGUACCUCUUGCUCAGGCCCCCACGGGACAGAAUUUAUCACAGUCUUCAUGCAGAAUCACUUAUCAAGGUAUGGCAAUACAGAUUUCAAGUUGUUCAUCACUGGCUACAUCUCUGGGACGUUCGUCACCAUGUCAGUAAAUAAAGCAGAUUUUUCAGUCAAUAUCACUGCAAAUCCCGAACAGACAGUAUCUGUGAUAAUCCCAGCAUUUGUGGAGCUGGUGGGAAGCAACACAUUUGACCACACGGUCAUUGUCCGGGCUGACCAUGAGAUCUCCAUCCUCACGCUGAACUAUAAGCGCUAUACAGCUGAUACCACUGUAGUGUACCCUGUGGAGAAGCUCGGGACAGAGUACUAUGUGGUGACUCCACUGGGGAAUCCAGAUGGUCUCAAUAAGCAAUUUGCUGUAGUAGCCUGGAAGGAUCCCACCAUUGUUGAAGUUUACCUCAAAGGGGCUGUCACUUUCCAAGGAGAAACCUACAGCGCAGGGACAAAACUGGUCAUCCCACUUGGAGCUUACCAGGCCGUCCAGCUGCAAAGCCAUGAUGACUUAUCCGGCACCAGAAUCGUGUCCCAGAAUCCAGUUGCCGUCUACAGUGGACACGUAUGUGUUGCAAAGCACACCAAAUGUGACUACGUGAGUGAGCAGCUCCUGCCGGUGUCUGGCUGGGGCACCACAUUCAUCGUACCUCCUUUAUCCUUCCAGCCCAAAUUUGACCUGGUGUAUGUGGCUGCUUCCCAAUACACUCACAUUGAUUAUCAGUCUGGGAGGGCGAGAGCCACUAAGGACCUGGUUGCUGGGCAGGUUGUGACAUUUGAAAUCAAAUUCCCCAAUCCCUUGUACAUCUCUGCUAGUGCUGGGAUCCAAGUCGUCUUCUUCUGCACUGGUGGAAGCAAAGGGAAAAUCAUGUAUGAUCCCUUUCUCCUGAUGAUCCCAGAUGUCUCUGGCUAUUGCCAGACCUAUAACAUCCAUGGACAGGACCAGUAUGAGAACUACGCAAUAAUAACAGCCGAAACAUCAGAAUCUGGUGGCAUCACCAUUGAUAAGGAACCCUUGGGAAACAUUGCAUGGAGGCCAAUUCCAGGCACAGGGUUCUCUUGGGCUGAAUACAACCUUGGCACAGGGUUUAAGAGAGAAACCAUGGAGCACCCCACAUCUCCUUUUGGGCUUCUGAGCAUUGGAAUUGCAUCCAGAUCUGGGUAUGGCUCACCAGCUAUUGGUGCAAGCAAUAUUCCGACGCCAUCCUGCAGUGUGGUCCUCUGCAAGGAAGGAACAGUUUGUAAGAUGAUGGAUGGGGAGCCAGAGUGUUUGCCAGUUUCUGCGGCCACAUGCUGGGCUGGGGGUUACUUGCAUUACCACACAUUUGAUGGACGGCCGUAUGACAUCCAUGGCGCCUGCACCUACACCGUGGCCAAGACCUGCGGGUGUGACUGUGACCCACACUCCUUUGACAUCACGGCUGAGAGUGGGAACAGGGGGAACACGCAGGUCUCAUACAUUGGGUCGGUGACCAUCCAGGUGGAUGGCAUUACCAUCACAGUGGCCAGGGCAGAGGUCGGCUUUGUGAGGGUGAAUAACACCAGGGCCCACUUACCCAUCUCCCUGAACAACGGGGCCCUUCGACUCUAUCAGAGCGGCACCUCCCUCGUCCUCCGCACCGACUUCAACCUCAGAGUGUCCUAUGACUGGAACAACCACCUGAGGAUCACCGUCCCUAAUGACUUCUCUGAGAGCCUGUGCGGUCUGUGCGGCAACUGUAAUGGGGACCCUUCCGAUGACUUCCGGACCCCGGACGGGGACCUGGCUCCCAGUGUCACCGCCCUGGGGAAAAGCUGGGCGGUGGAAGAUGAGGAUCAGUUUUGCUGGCACGAUUGCAUUGGAGGUUGCAGGCCCUGUGCCGCCAGCAUCACCAGAAAGUACAAGGAGGAGGCCUCGUGCGGUCUUAUAACCAAGGUCUCAGAUGGGCCCUUCAGCCAGUGCCACACCAAGGUGGAUCCUACAGUCUACUUGGACAACUGCGUGUACGAUCUAUGCCAGAACAACGGCUACAGGAUGGCCCUGUGUGAGGCCCUGAAGACCUACGCGGACACCUGCCAGCAGGAGGGGGUCAGGAUUGGGGAAUGGAGGCAGCUGGCCAGAUGCCCCAUGGAGUGCCCCCUGGAGAACAGCCAGUACCAGCUCUGUGGAACAGCCUGCCCAGCCACGUGUGUGGACCAGUCAGCCCCCAGCAGCUGCCAAGACCCCUGCGUGGAAAGCUGCCAGUGCAAGGAUGGUUUUGUGCUGAGCCAGGGCAAAUGCAUACCCAUACAAGACUGUGGGUGCCUAUUCGAGGGGCGCCCCUAUGCCCCCAAUGAAAGUUAUUGGGUCAAUGAGGCAUGUGGGACACGGUGCAUAUGCAAUGCAACCACUAGGCAAGUCGAAUGCGUGGCCGCCACGUGCAAACAGUCGGAGAGGUGCGGGCUAGUGAAUGGCGUAUGGGGCUGUUACCCCUCCAGCUAUGCCACCUGCUCUGUGACAAGGAAUCUGCACUACACCACCUUUGAUGGACAGAGAUACGACUUCCAAGGCACCUGCCGCUACCAGCUCACGGCUCUGUGCAAGAAGGCGGAGGGACUGGUGGACUUUGAAGUCUACUUCCAGCAGAACAAUACCGCUCCUGUACAGAUCAAGGUGUAUCAGACCAACCUCAGGGUCAGCAAUCAAUUCCCUGGGAAAGUCCUGGUGAACAGUUUCCUGAUGAAUCUUCCCUCCAACCUCGUUGAUAAGAAAAUCUCUGUGUAUAGAAAUGGCUGGGCCACAGUGAUCCAGGCAGACUUUGGCCUCACUGUUACCUUUACCGGGUGGUCAGGACGCACUACUGUCACUAUGCCAGUGACCUACGCGGGAGCCGUGUGUGGUCUGUGUGGCAACUUCAACAGUGACAAGGAGGACGACAUGCUGAUGAGGGAUGGCACACUAGCACCAAGCCCUGUCAGCUUUGGCCAGAGCUGGAAGGUGGGUGACCUCCCAGGAUGCUCUGCAGUAAUGAUACCACCAUGCGCAAGUGUAGAGGCUAUUGAAAAACAACAACGAGGUAGCAGAGGGCAGUGUGGGUUCAUCCUCCACAAGAGUGGCCCCUUCAGAGGAUGUCACAGCAAAGUGGACCCUCAUGGAUACUUCGUAGACUGUGUACAUGGCUAUUGUGCCCUCAGUGGGCGGGAGAGUAACGUCUGCCAGGCCAUUGCUGGCUAUGCUGAGGCAUGUCAGGAAGCUGGAGCUAUGGUGCAUCCCUGGAGGACUACGACAUUCUGCUCUCCAUCCUGUCCCCCGAACAGUCACUAUGAAUUCUGCAGCAGCAGCUGCGAUGUGACAUGCAGCAACCUCUAUGCCCCGGUGCAAUGCACGACCCAGUGUAAGGAAGGCUGCGUGUGUGAUGAGGGCUUUGUUCUCAGUGGCGACCACUGCGUCCCCAUUUCCCAGUGCGGAUGCCUCCACAGGGGACUUUACUACCAGGCUGAGGAGACCUUCCACCCAAGCGGUUCAUGCAAGGAGCAGUGCAUGUGUCAGGCUGGUGGGGAGGUUGUGUGUAGGGAAUUCUCCUGCGGCGCUGGUGAGGAAUGUGGGGUGGUGGACGGCAUCCAGAAAUGCCACCUGUUUCGAUCUGCGACCUGUUCUGCCUCUGGCCAUCCCCACUACCUCUCUUUCGAUGGGGUCGCCUUUGACUUCCAAGGCACCUGCACUUACGUCCUGGCCAAGACCUGCAUUGAUGCCAGUGACCUUACACCAUUCACUAUCAGCAUAGAGAAAGAAUCUUGGGGCAGCGGGAACGUCUCCAUGGCCAAGCUGGUGUCCAUCCAUGUGUAUGGGAUCACACUCACCCUGCUGCUGAGCAAACUGGGAACCAUCAUGGUGGACGGGGUAUCCCACAAUCUCCCCGUGAUAAUGGUCAAUGGGCAGCUCCGAGCAUAUCAGCACGGCACUAAUGUCCUGGUGCAAACUGACUUUGGCCUCACUGUGAGCUACGACCUGGUUUACCAGGCCAGAGUCACCAUCCCAGGGAGCUACCAUGGCCAGACGUGUGGCCUGUGCGGAAACUACAAUGGACAGCAGGACGAGGAGUUCCUGCUCCCUGAUGGCAGGACAGCCCCUGAUGCAGCAGCAUUUGGCUCUGCUUGGGAAGUCCAGAUCCCAGGAGCGUCCUGUACAGACAGAUGUGCUGGAAACAGCUGUCCAGUUUGCGAAGAGAAGACGAAGGAGGUCUUCAAAGGGCGCAACUACUGUGGGCUGCUCACAGACCCCAACGGCCCCUUUGUGGCCUGCCACGGCACGGUCAGCCCCAGUGUGUAUCAGAGCAACUGCCUGUAUGAUCUGUGCCUGGGCAACGGGGACGCACAGGUUCUGUGCCAGAGCAUCCACAGCUACGUGACGGCCUGCCAAGAGUCCGGGGCCCCCAUCCUGCCCUGGAGGAACACCUCCUUCUGUCCUGUGAGCUGCCCAGUGAACAGCCACUAUGAGGUCUGCGCUGACCUCUGCACCUCCACGUGCAAUGGAGACAUCAUGGACUGCCCAGAGACCUGUGCUGAAGGCUGCCAGUGUGACGAUGGCUUCUUCUUCGAUGGCCAGGGCUGUGUGAUUCUGCAGAGGUGUGGGUGUUUCGAGCAGGGGAGAUACUAUAAGUCCAGUGAGAUGGUCCUGAUGAACGAGUGCCAGCAAAGCUGCACCUGUGUUCCUGCCCGAGGGGUGACCUGCAAAGCCCACAACUGCACCAGUGGAGCAACCUGCCAGAUCAGAGAUGGCGUCAUGGACUGCGUCAGCCAAGUUAUUCCAAAGCCAUCCUGCAGUGUGGUCCGCUGCAGGGAAGGAACUAUUUGUAAGAUGAUAAAUGAGCAGCCAAAGUGUGUGCCAGUCUCUCGGGGCACGUGCUGGGCUGGGGGAUAUUUUCAUUACCACACCUUCGAUGGAUGGGCAUACGAUUUCCAUGGCAAUUGCACCUACACCGUGGCCAAGACCUGCAGGGAUGCCUCCGGCCUGCCCUCCUUCCAUGUCAUGGCCAAGAGCGAGAACCGUGGGAACACACAGGUCUUCUACAGUGGGUCGGUGACUGUCCAGGUGGAUGGAGUCACUGUCACAGCAGCCAGGGCUGAAGCCGGCUUUGUGUGGGUGAAUAACAUCAGGGCCCACUUACCCAUCUCCCUGAACAAAGGGGCCCUUCGGCUCUAUCAGAGCGGCACCUCCCUCGUUCUCCAUACCGACUUCAACCUUACAGUGACCUAUGACUGGAACAACCACCUGAGGGUCACCGUCCCCAGGGUCUUCUCCAACAGCCUGUGCGGCCUGUGCGGCAACUAUAAUGGGGACCCCUCUGAUGACUUCCGGACCCCGGACGGGGAUCUGGCUCCCAGUGUCGCUGCCCUGGGGAAAAGUUGGGUGGUGGAAGAUGAGGAUCAGUUUUGCUGGCACGAUUGCAUUGGAGGUUGCAGGCCCUGUGCCCCUAGCAUUGCCAGAAAGUACAAGGAGGAGGCCUUGUGCGGCCUCAUAACCAAGGCCUCAGAUGGGCCCUUCAGCCAGUGCCACAGCAAGGUGGAUCCUACAGUCUACUUGGACAACUGCGUGUACGAUCUGUGCCACAAUGACGGCUACCAGAAGGCCCUGUGUGAGGCCCUGAAGGCCUAUGCGGACGCCUGCCAGCUGGAGGGGGUCAGGAUUGGGGAAUGGAGGCAGCUGGCCAGAUGCCCCAUGAAGUGCCCCCUGGAGAACAGCCAGUACCAGCUCUGUGGAACAGCCUGCCCAGCCACAUGUGUGAACCAGUCAGCCCCCAGCAGCUGCCAAGACCCCUGCGUGGAAAGCUGCCAGUGCAAGGAUGGUUUUGUGCUGAGCCAGGGAAAAUGCAUCCCCAAAAGCAGCUGUGGGUGCCUGUUCGAGGGGCGCCCCUAUGCCCCCAGUGAGAGUUUCUGGGUCGAUGAGGUAUGUGGGACACGGUGCAUGUGCAACACAGCCACUAGACAAGUCGAAUGCGUGGCCGCUACAUGCAAACACUCGGAGAGGUGCGAGCUAGUGAAUGGCGUAUGGGGCUGUUACCCCUCCAGCUACGCCACCUGCUCUGUGACAAGGAAUAUGCACUAUGCCACCUUUGAUGGACAGAGAUACGACUUCCAAGGCACCUGCCGCUACCAGCUCACGGCCCUGUGCGAGAAAGCGAAGGGACUGGUGGACUUUGAAGUCUACUUCCAGGAGAACAAUACUGCUCCUCUACAGAUCAAGGUUUAUCAGACCAACCUCAGGGUCAGCAAUCAAUUCCCUGGGAAAGUCCUGGUGAAUAGUUUCCUGAUGAACCUUCCCUUCAACCUCGAUGACAAGAAAAUUACUGUGUAUAGAAAGGGCUGGGCCACAGUGAUCCAGACAGACUUUGGUCUCACCGUUACCUUUGCCGGGUGGUCAGGACGCAUCACGGUCACUCUGCCAGUCACCUACGCAGGAGCUGUGUGUGGUCUGUGUGGCAACUUCAACAGGGACAGGGAGGAUGACAUGCUGAUGAGGGAUGGCACGCUGGCACCAAGCCCCGUCAGCUUUGGCCAGAGCUGGAAGGUGGGCGACCUCCCGGGAUGCUUUGCAGUAACGAUACCACCAUGCGCAAGUGUAGAGGCUAUUGAAAAGGAACAACGAGGUAGCAGAGGGCAGUGUGGGAUCAUCCUAGACAAGAGUGGCCCUUUCAGAGGAUGUCACAGCAAAGUGGACCCCCAUGGGUACUUUGUAGACUGCGUGUACGACUAUUGUGUCCUCAGUGGGCAGGAGAGUAAUGUCUGCCAGGCCAUUGCUGGCUAUGCCGAGGCAUGUCAGGAAGCUGGAACUAUGGUGCAUCCCUGGAGGACUACGAAAUUCUGCUCUCCGUCCUGUCCCCUGAACAGUCACUAUGAAUUCUGCAGCAGCAGCUGUGAUCUGACAUGCAGCAACCUCUAUGCCCCGGUGCAAUGCAUGACCCAGUGUAAGGAAGGCUGCGUGUGUGACGAUGGCUUUGUUCUCAGUGGUGACCGCUGCGUCCCCAUUUCCCAGUGCGGAUGCCUCCACAGAGGACUUUACUACCAGGCUGAGGAGACCUUCCACCCGAGCGGUUCAUGCGAGGAGCAGUGCGUGUGUCAGGCUGGUGGGGAGGUUGUGUGUAGGGAAUUCUCUUGUGGCGCUGGUGAGCAAUGCGGGGUGGUGGACAGCAUCCAGAAAUGCCACCGAUUUGGAUCUGCGACCUGUUCUGCCUCUGGCCAUCCCCACUACCUCUCUUUCGACGGGAUCCCCUUUGACUUCCAAGGCACCUGCACUUACGUCCUGGCCAAGACCUGCACUGAUGCCAGUGACCUUAUACCAUUCACUAUCAGCGUAGAGAAAGAAGAUUGGGGCACUAGGAAUGCGUCCCUGGCCAAGCUGGUGUCCAUCCAGGUGUAUGGGAUCACACUCACCCUGCUGCGGAGCAAACAGGGGCUCAUCAUGGUGGACGGGGUGUCCCACAACCUGCCUGUGAUCGUGGCUGAUGGGCGGCUCCGGGCGUAUCAGCAUGGCGUGAAUGUCCUGGUGCAAACUGACUUUGGCCUCGCCGUGAGCUAUGACCUGGUUUACCAUGCCAGAGUCACAGUCCCGGGUAGCUACCAUGGCCGGAUGUGUGGCCUGUGCGGGAACUACAAAGGGCAGCAGGAUGACGAGUUCCUACUCCCCGAUGGCAGGGUGGCCCCCGACACUGCAUCCUUCGGGUCUGCCUGGGAAGUUCAGAUCCCAGAAGCCUCCUGUACAGACAAAUGUGCUGGGAACAGCUGUCCAGUCUGCGAGGAUGGGAGGGAAGAUGUCUUCAAAGAAUACAACUACUGCGGGCUGCUCACAGCCCCUGAUGGCCCUUUUGCCACCUGCCAUGGCACGGUCAGCCCCAGCAUGUAUUUCAACAACUGCCUGUAUGAUCUGUGCCUGGGCAACGGGGAUGCAAAGGUUCUGUGCCAGAGCAUCCACAGCUACGUGACAGCCUGCCAAGAGGCUGAGGCCCCCAUCCUGUCCUGGAGGAACACCACCUUCUGUCCUUUGACCUGCCCAGCCAACAGCCACUACGAGAUGUGUGCCAGCCUCUGCACCACCACCUGCACUGGAGACAUCAUGGACUGCCCGGAGACCUGUGCUGAAGGCUGCCAGUGUGACGAGGGCUUCUUCUUCGACGGCCAGGGCUGUGUGACUCUGGAGAGCUGUGGGUGCUUUGAGCGUGGGAGAUACUACAAGCCCAGAGAGACCAUCCUGAUGAAUGAGUGCCAGCAGAGCUGCACCUGCGUUUCUGCCCAAGGGGUGACCUGCAAAGCCCACAGCUGCACCAGAGAAGAAACCUGCAAGAUCAGAGAUGGUAUCCUGGGCUGCAUCAGCCAAGGUGAAGGAGAGUCACUGAUUGAAAUAUGCCCCGAGGGGUUACUGUGGGUGGAAUAACUGAGAUCCCUGCAAAACCCUGAAAUGCCGGAUCAAGGAGAGAUGCAAAAUUGAAGAUGGCCAAGAGGCAUGUGUUCCAGCCUACACUGGAAUCUGCCUGGGCUCACGUGAUGCACAGUACCAAACUUUUGAUGGCC
Messenger RNA from Trachemys scripta elegans, 10084 nucleotides. Its product is annotated as IgGFc-binding protein-like. The record is from RefSeq and is a predicted model, not a curated record. The coding region runs from base 159 to 9947 and encodes 3262 amino acids. The transcript has 21 exons. Lineage: Eukaryota; Metazoa; Chordata; Testudines; Emydidae. Gene Ontology annotation, molecular function: protein binding.